Molecule: messenger RNA, 253 nt
Organism: Sphaeroforma arctica JP610
Lineage: Eukaryota; Ichthyosporea; Ichthyophonida
Exons: 2
Source: RefSeq, a predicted model, not a curated record
AUGCUCAGAUCGUCCAUUGGCAAUGCGGAUCACCAAAAACUCAUUACAGAAUAUUAUGGGGACAGCGCAACGUUGCAGAAGAAACAGCCGUCGCUGUCGCUCAGUCAACCUAGUCAGACACAGUACAGUCGCAGUGGGUUAUAUCUCAAUGGCAUCAAGACAGACGAUAUGAAUCUGUUCUACGAGUCAUUCGCCAACGACGGUGACUUCUCCUCGAGCGACGAGAGCGAUGACUCAGAUGUUACCAAGGACG